Populus euphratica (Euphrates poplar) is the source of this 399-nucleotide messenger RNA. RefSeq lists its product as uncharacterized. The transcript has a single exon. NCBI's taxonomy places the organism in Eukaryota, Viridiplantae, Streptophyta, Magnoliopsida, Malpighiales, Salicaceae. The record is from RefSeq and is a predicted model, not a curated record. The coding region runs from base 1 to 399 and encodes 132 amino acids. Gene Ontology annotation, molecular function: DNA binding.
AUGGAACAAGUUCAUCUCUUCACGAAGAAACUAAAACCAACCCAUAUAGGAUAUACUCUUUCAGUUCCAACCCAUGUCCUUGAGGCUUUUCCAUUUCCUAAAGGAGCCCAUACGAUGAAAUUUGAAGCAGUCGAUGCUACUGAUAAUGUAUGGAGGUUUUGCUUGUCAACCCGUCUGACUGGAGCAUACCCAAAACCCGUUCUUCUACGCUCUUCCUGGCAUCGUUUUGUAGAGCAGAAAGGCCUUGCUCCCGAAGACAGGGUUGUUUUCUUUAUGGAGAGAGAUGAAGAUAGUGACAUGGUUAGGAGGUACAGGGUUAGAGCUCAACGAAAAGUGAUGAUCUUGAUGGGGCAAGAUAUUUGGGUUGAUGUCGAGGAUCUUCCCCUGAAUGGUCUUUGA